Messenger RNA from Carya illinoinensis, 1687 nucleotides. RefSeq lists its product as uncharacterized. NCBI's taxonomy places the organism in Eukaryota, Viridiplantae, Streptophyta, Magnoliopsida, Fagales, Juglandaceae. Bases 620 to 1516 code for a protein of 298 amino acids. The record is from RefSeq and is a predicted model, not a curated record. The transcript has 7 exons.
GGGAGAGAGUAUUUCGUUUUAUCAUAAGAACAAGAAGGAAGAAGCUCUCUGAAGUUUUGCUCUUCUCUCUGAUUUUCGCUACGGCUUUUCUUUUUCUUUCUGUCGUAUAUUUAGAUGCCAAAGAAGGUAAUUCGGGGAGAGAAUUGAUGAGAACUCUACUGAAAGUCUGAAGGAAGGUUGAGGAUCUGAAGCUUGUGAAGAGGGCGGAAGGAGAUAACAGUUGAAGAGCUUUGGACGGGGUGAAGGAAUUCUAAGUGGAUUCGGUUCUUAUUUGCGUGGCUGAUUGCGAAGAUCGGGUUCGUUUAAUUGAAGAUUACAGAGAGACGGUCGAGAAUUUCGAGUUCAGAGAUACAUUUCGGAUGGAUUUAAGUGGUUUUUAGAAGAAAUCUGGAACCUUUCUAUGAAACAAUAAGGAUAAUAUCUCUUUUAGAGGGAUUGGAUUCUUGCAUGGGAGUCCAAGGUUUGGGCUCUGAAAUGUCACCGUUUUGUUGAAUCCCGGUCAUAGAUUUGCAUUUUUGUUAGUUUGAAGACUCAAGAGAGGAAGGCCCGUUUUCUGUGAAUUCCCUGGGUGACAGUGGCAGAAUCUGUGUGGUGCAGCUUUGGACGUUAACAAAAGGAGAUGGAUAAGGAGACUCUGUCCCUGAGGAGCAAUCUUACUAAUAAUGCGAACGUAAUCCAAACGAACGGUAGAGAGACAACCGGAACGGACGGAACCUCGUUGCUGAGACCAGCUGGCUCCGAGACCAUCACGCAAACGACGUCGUCGGAAUUCGUGUUGCAGUGGGGGAACCGGAAGCGGCUCAGGUGCAUGAAGGUCCAGGUCAAGGACAACGACCCGGCCGGCCCGGUUCAAAGGACCACGGUACGGGACCGGCGGGUCGUGAGGGCCGAUAGGGACUCGUUGAGUCAGCCCGGCGGUGGUAAUCAUGGUAAUGGGUACUUGAAUCUGCGUCAGCGACACCCUUCCCCUCAGCCGCCGCCGCCGCCACCAUCGCAGCGAAUUCUCAGGAACUCGGAGGCAUCGGGUGCGAUGAGAGGACAGAGCAACGGAGUCGCGAGAGGAAUUGCGUCGCCGGAUAGGGGUGGUGCGCACGAUAAGAGAGGGAAUCAGGCUAAUAACCAUAGCAUCAACCUUCAACACCACCACCAUCACAACAAUCACAAUGAGACUAACAAGUCUGGGGCGUCGUCGGAGACUGCGCACGACAGCAAGAAGGGCGGCGGAUCGUCGUCCGGGAGCGGCGAGGCGAUACCCCCGGUGUGGCCACCAAAAUUCGUCAUUGCUUUGACUAACAAGGAGAAAGAGGAAGAUUUCAUGGCCAUUAAGGGGUCCAAGCUGCCUCAAAGACCCAAGAAGCGAGCAAAAUUCAUCCAGCGCACCCUCAAUUUGGUCAGCCCAGGAGCAUGGUUGUGUGAUCUGACUCUGGAACGAUACGAGGUCAGGGAGAAGAAGAUAUCUAAGAAGAGACCAAGAGGGUUAAAGGCGAUGGGCAACAUGGAUUCUGACUCUGAGUAGAAGAUGAUUCUCCUUUGGGAAAUGAACAUUGUUGUAGGAUUGUGCGAGGAAGAUAGUGUGUUUAACAUGAUGAGAAAUAUGUAAGAAAAAGAAAAAUGUAAGAACUGUGUGAAUCAUCUUCACCUUUCACUUGUUGAAGAAUGAAAAGAAUUAAUUAUUUGUUCCUUUUAA